AUGGCGCUGCCGAACCAGAACACCGUCGAUUACCCCAGCUUCAAGCUCGUCAUCGUCGGCGAUGGCGGGACUGGCAAAACCACAUUUGUGAAGAGGCAUCUCACUGGAGAGUUUGAGAAGAAAUACGAACCCACCAUUGGUGUUGAAGUUCACCCGUUGGAUUUCACCACUAACUGUGGAAAGAUCCGUUUCUACUGCUGGGACACUGCUGGGCAAGAGAAGUUUGGUGGCCUUAGGGAUGGAUACUAUAUCCAUGGUCAGUGUGCGAUUAUCAUGUUUGAUGUCACUUCAAGGCUGACCUACAAGAAUGUUCCUACGUGGCACAGGGACUUGUGCAGGGUUUGUGAGAACAUCCCCAUUGUGCUGUGUGGCAACAAGGUUGAUGUGAAGAACAGGCAGGUUAAGGCCAAGCAGGUGACAUUCCACAGGAAGAAGAACCUCCAGUACUAUGAAAUCUCUGCCAAGAGCAACUACAACUUUGAGAAGCCCUUCCUUUACCUUGCUAGGAAGCUGGCUGGUGAUCCCAACAUCCACUUCGUCGAAGCAGUGGCCCUUAAGCCUCCGGAAGUGACCUUCGACUUGGCCAUGCAGCAACAGCACGAGGCUGAGCUUGCGGCUGCAGCGGCACAGCCACUGCCUGAUGACGAUGACGAUCUGAUCGAGUAG
Messenger RNA from Triticum turgidum subsp. durum (durum wheat), 666 nucleotides. The record is from the annotation of a GenBank genome assembly. NCBI's taxonomy places the organism in Eukaryota, Viridiplantae, Streptophyta, Magnoliopsida, Poales, Poaceae.